Messenger RNA from Monosiga brevicollis MX1, 711 nucleotides. RefSeq lists its product as uncharacterized. Bases 1 to 711 code for a protein of 236 amino acids. NCBI's taxonomy places the organism in Eukaryota, Choanoflagellata, Craspedida, Salpingoecidae. The record is from RefSeq and is a predicted model, not a curated record. The transcript has 4 exons.
AUGGCAUGUACGUGUCGGCGGUUGCAGGUGCCAACCCUCUUUCACUCUGAGCUGCACCUGCUGCAGCUCUUUGACCUGUUUUGUGGUCGCGACCUUCUGGAGAUGAUGCUUGCCAUUACCGGCGCAGACGAGCUGCGGCUGCUUCCCAGCUACACGAUUCGUCCCAAAAUGCCCCACCUGGAAAGUCACAAUCUGCCCUGGCACCAAGAUGGGGGCCUCGAUGAACACGGCCAACCCCAGACGCGCGACAUUGCCGACCUCCUCGAAGCUUUUGGUCUGCACGAUGGCUACUUUCGGACCAUCAACUGCUGGGCGCCGCUCGUGCAAGCCAACAAGGCAGCGGGAUGCCUACGCUUCAUCCCUCAGAGCCAUCGCCAGGGCCUCCUGUCUCACCUAGAACUGAGCCAAACUGCCAAUGGAGGUCCCAAGCACCCCACGCAGGUUGAGCCGGGCAUCAUGGCCGAACUCGAGCCACAUGCUGUGGACAUUGAGACGUCGCCCGGAGAUCUUGUUUUGUUCAGCAACUUGCUGGUCUAUAGCGAUCAACUCAAUGAGCGUCAAGGUUACGUCCGCUGGAGCGCCGAGUGGCGCUAUCAGGAUGCCGAGCAAGUGGCCGCAACGGAACCAGGCCUCGGGCACAUUGUCCGCUCGCUAAUUGAUAUCGACAACGAGAUCCAGUCGCCCCAAGAGUGGGCCCUGGCUUCGGCUUGA